AUGAGUUAUAGGUGGAAAUGGAUUAUGUUGGCAUUGGUCUGCAACUUCGUAAUAUCAGCAAGUCAGGAUGAAGAGGAACACAAAAAUAUGGUUAAGCGUCAAAUUAACAGUUUGCCCCUUGUAUAUCCUUAUGGUGCGACAUAUAAGUUAAUUAUUGGACUAUCGGCCCCAAUAAAAGCAGAGGACUAUAUCAGCCUGGCCUUUGCGGCUAACUUUCAGUAUCAGUAUUCACAAUUUCAAAAUAUAAGUGAAGUCUCGCGGUAUUACUUCAUCAAAACAGUGUCCAGAGAGCAAAGAGAGGCUGAUUUAGAAGCAAGAAAAGAUGAGAGAUAUACAUUCUACAGAUCCGUUGCAGAUAUGUUACGUUCAAAGAAUAUGGACGGUGAUGAGUGUGUGUUCAGAGCCAUUUGUGAAGCAGCACAAUACCCGGUAGAGGAAGAAGGCUUGGUGGGAGAAAUCCUACAUAUUUUACUUACGCCAGACUAUGGGAAAAGCCCAUUUGAUGAAAAGGACCAAUAUUUAGAAGACCUUAUGUCGCCGUAUAAUGAUGCUGCAAUAGCUGGCAGGCAGAUGUUCAACUGUCCCUCUAUAUAUCCACGUUGUCCCGAAGGAGAAGGUCUCAUGGAAAUGUUCAGUGUGUUAAGAGAAGAAUAG
Messenger RNA from Arctia plantaginis, 654 nucleotides. Lineage: Eukaryota; Metazoa; Arthropoda; Insecta; Lepidoptera; Erebidae. The record is from the annotation of a GenBank genome assembly.